This is a messenger RNA of Cladophialophora immunda, 1711 nucleotides long. RefSeq lists its product as uncharacterized. The coding region runs from base 62 to 1159 and encodes 365 amino acids. The transcript has a single exon. The record is from RefSeq and is a predicted model, not a curated record. NCBI's taxonomy places the organism in Eukaryota, Fungi, Ascomycota, Eurotiomycetes, Chaetothyriales, Herpotrichiellaceae.
CACCAGCCGCCCUUGAGAUCGCGCCGACGGUUACGCAUACUGCGUAUAGCAUCGAGCCAAGAUGGAAGACUCCUCGAAUCUAGAUUUCGACCCGGAAGAGUACCGGCAACUCGAGGAGGAGGGGUGGUUUUACUCCGAGUCUCCUCAACCCGAUUCCGUGUCAACUACCACGCCGUCAACCCUACAAGAUCUGCCGACGUGUCCAACUAACCAGCUUCCAAGUUCCUACCAUAAACCCGACCAUCGACCAAAGGCUAACACAGCCACAUACCGGCGACAACAGCCCAUGGGAGGAAACAGACACAUAACCAUGACCGAACUGUUCUGGCAACAACUUUGGAAGCGGCUACAGGGGGAAUUGAGCGCAAUGAUACAGAAAGAACAGAUGGUCACGUGGAAACGGCUCCGUGAACUGGAAAUCGCGUUGCCACAAAUUAUCACGAAGGUGGCAGCAUUCUCCGAGCUGCCUACGGGAACAUCCAAUACUUCCGUCAACACCUUAGCGAAAAAGGCCAUAAUAUCGGUGAUCGACAAGGCUGUCGCCCUCCCACGUGACGAAAAUUAUCACCGCGUCCUUGUUUCCGAUUUUCAACUGCCCUCCGAUCAACUCCUCAAAGAGCUUACCACGCACCAAGCCACUCUAUCAAUCACCUCAUCCUCUCCUACCACCGACACCCUCAACUUGCUCCACAAAGAGAUGAUUCCCGGUGGCAGCACUCAGUCAUUUAUCGACGUCCUUAGUGUCAAACUUCCUGAGCUUCAGGAAGAACUUCACCGGCGCAACGAGGAAGAACGACGCAAUCGAGAAGAAGAACAGCUCAGACAUCGGGAGAAGGAGCGACUCCACCGCGAGGCUCUAGAACGACAGCGUGUAGAGGAGGAAACAAGGCGCCAACAAUGGGAGAAAGAGGUAACAGGUGCCAUCGAUUCAUUAUCUCCUGGCAAAGUCGAGACGCUCCUCGGACAACAAGAGUUUGCCUCGGAUGCACCUCUGUUACGGCGAUUGUUGGAUCGGGCUGACACCCUAGCUUCAAAGCACCAGAGAGAAGAAAGUGCUCAAAGAGAUGCUGGUCUUCGAAAAACGUUCUUUACUCCGAGAGCUCAGCAGUCCGUAGUAGCGCUCCGGAGUGCGCUACGGACAGUCAGUGGCACACGAUAGUAUAUAUGGAUGAUUGCAGAGGCAUCGAAGAGCAAAUUCCGUCUACCAUAAAGUCGGCUCCAUGCUCUUCGUAACGGGAGUGGCGGAGGCUGCUGUAACUGAUGAUCGUCUCAUCUCGCAAAUGAACUUGGUGCCACUGGAUAUGAACGGAGCCGGUAAUAAGGGAUGCUGGAACAAUCUGGACACGGCCGCGUGGUUAACCAGUUGCCUUUUACAGAAACUGUCGACUUUGCUCCGGUCCGAAACCGAGGCAGCCAUGCUAGCACACAAAGGUCAUCUAGCCUUGCUACCUAGACCAACGUCGGCAUAUGCCCGGACGGAUCAUUGACGACGCGGGUCAAGUUCAAGCCGCAGUCAGCGAUGAUUGGAAUACAGGGGAGAUCGACAAUGGGAAAAGGAUGUUUUGGUUGUGGACAGGUGGAGCAUCCCGGACCAAGUUGUCCGAAUGUCUCUGUUUCUAUCGAUGACUGCAUCUCCGUGACCAUCAUGUUCUGUAGCCUGUGUCUGUAGAAAGAUAAUACCACUGACGGCUGCCUGGAAAUUUGUUUCGCU